Callorhinchus milii (elephant shark) is the source of this 718-nucleotide messenger RNA. It is a transcript of the gene mrps10, whose product is annotated as mitochondrial ribosomal protein S10. Gene Ontology annotation, cellular component: mitochondrion; mitochondrial small ribosomal subunit; ribosome. The transcript is spliced from 7 exons. Gene Ontology annotation, molecular function: structural constituent of ribosome. The record is from RefSeq and is a predicted model, not a curated record. Gene Ontology annotation, biological process: translation. The coding region runs from base 47 to 658 and encodes 203 amino acids. NCBI's taxonomy places the organism in Eukaryota, Metazoa, Chordata, Chondrichthyes, Chimaeriformes, Callorhinchidae.
CCCGGAAGGAGUUGUCAGACGGUGUGGAUACCCCGGAAGGUUUUCUAUGGUGAAGAUGGCUGCAGUUUACAGAGGUUUGGUUCGUCUCCUCCCGCAGUUUGCUCAAAUGCUACCUGUGAAUUGUCCCAGCAACAGUUUAACAACAGAAGGGCUUUGCAGCAUUGGAGGACCAUUGGUGACACUUUCUUCCAGAAUUCAUUUGGGGUCUACAAAUUUCGAUACUACCUCCUUGGUAACCUUGACAGAUGAGCCUGACAGACUUUAUAAGAACAUAUCCGUGUUGGUGAAAGGCCAUGAUAAAGCUGUUCUGGAUAGCUAUGAGUACUUUGCUGCCCUUGCAGCUAAAAUGCUGAACAUCAGUGUUGAUGAAGUAUAUGAACCUCAAAAAAAAAUGGAAAGAAUGACUCUUCUUAAAUCUGUUCAUAUUUUUAAGAAGCACAGAGUUCAGUAUGAGAUGAGAACACACUACAGAUGUAUAGAGCUCAAGCAUCUGACUGGAAGCACUGCUGAUGUAUAUUUGGAAUACAUCCAGCGCAAUCUGCCAGAAGGUGUUGCUAUGGAGGUGACAAAGACGAUGCUCCAGCAGUUACCUGAGUAUAUUAAUGAACCAGUUUGGAACUCAAAUCCUUCAGAAGAUGCAACAAAAACAGACCGAUGAAAGUUGUAUUAUGUAACAGUUUAAUUUUUUUAAAUGCAAUAAUAAAUUAAUGUUAUUAUA